Messenger RNA from Paramisgurnus dabryanus, 1708 nucleotides. RefSeq names its product caveolin 2 (gene cav2). Gene Ontology annotation, molecular function: protein kinase binding; molecular adaptor activity. The record is from RefSeq and is a predicted model, not a curated record. Gene Ontology annotation, biological process: caveola assembly; regulation of cytosolic calcium ion concentration; insulin receptor signaling pathway. Gene Ontology annotation, cellular component: caveola; sarcolemma; Golgi apparatus. Lineage: Eukaryota; Metazoa; Chordata; Actinopteri; Cypriniformes; Cobitidae.
CUGUGAAACGCGCUUCCGUGGGGCGUGUGCUCGUCCUGCAAUGAGCGCGCAGUGCGCGUUCCACAGGCGCAACAGAGAGCACUGCGCGCCUCUCAGCGUCUCCAAAAACAAAACAUGGGACUUGAAAGGGAAAAAGCGGAGACCAGCGUUAUUAUGGAUGAAGACGAAUUCAACAAAUCCAUUGAACCAAUACUGGGGAAACAAAAAGCGCACGUUUAUUCAGCGGUACCGGACAGAGACCCUAAAAAUAUUAACUCACACGUAAAGGUUGGCUUUGAAGACAUCAUCGCAGAGCCCAUCUCUACCCACAGCUUUGAUAAAGUGUGGAUUGGCAGUCAUGCUGUGUUCGAGCUGGUGAAAUAUGUUGUCUACCUGUUCCUCACCACGAUUUUGGCCAUUCCCAUGGCAUUUGUUGCAGGGAUUGUUUUCGGGAUCCUCAGCUGCAUACAUAUUUGGGUGGUGAUACCGGUGGUCCAUGGCUGCAUGAUGACUCUGCCUCCCAUUCAGGUGAUCUGGACCAGUUUGGUGGACACGUUCAUACGACCUCUCUACUUCAGCAUUGGGAGGUGCUUGUCGUCCAUCAACAUCAAGACUUUGCAAAACUAAGAUGUUUUCUGUAAGCUCCACAUUGAAGUGUUUCAGCUCUUCUGCUGGAUGAUGUACAAGUCCAGACUAUCUCACCCGAUACUGUUGCAAAUCUUUCGAUCGGGUUUAUUACCUUGUUAGACCUCAUUAUUGAAGGUUAUCUCCUGAAGGAUCAUUUAUCCUUGCCAUUCCAAAACACAGAAAUGGGGAACAAAAAUCCUGUAUUUUAUUACACAACUGCAAUAAUCAUUCCAGACUUUUUUAAAGGGUGGUGUCAGUGUGAACAUGCUUUUUUGGAGUAAGCUUUUGUAUUAUAAGACUUAAAGGGACGGUUUACACAAAAUGUAAGUUUUGUCAUCAUUUACAUCUUGUUCUGUGGAGUACAAAGACAAUUUGGGACUGAAAGCCUUAGUCACUAUUCAUUUGCAAUACACUGAUAAUAAAGUAUUGAAAGCAUAAGGGUGUGACGAAAGAUGAUGAUGAUGACAGAGUUUUCAUUUUUGGGUCAACUAUCCCUUUAAGAUGCUCUGAUUGAUGCACAGUCUCAAUAUGCAUAAUGUGAUACGGCAAUAUAGGAUUAUGAUGUGUUUGUAAAGAAGUAAAAAGAAAGAAUAAUAUAAAAAAUGAUGGAACUACUUCCAAUAGGGAAGUAGUGAUUUAUUGAGGGUAAUAAUAUUUAUAUAUUUACAGAUGAAAGGUUUUUAUACAACAAGACUGAAUAAGAUGCUGUUAUGUUUAAAUUAUAUAAAUCUGACAGCAUUUUAGUGCACAGACUAUAUUUAUAAUUGUCAGGUACAUGCCUGUUAAAGAGCAUUCUGUACAAAUAUACAUUAACACUGUUUUAACACUGAUUUCUUUAUAUGAUGAUGCAUGUAUUAUUCAAAAUGGCGAUUAAUUUGCCUUGCAAAGCUGCGUUUAACGUGCUGUUUGCCAUGGAUUGUGCUUUGUUAGUGGCUCCACGGGCUAAAUGGAAUAUUUGACUGUGCAGUGGAACAUAAGAGGCUCAGGUGCCAUAUCCUCGCCCCUUUUAAAUGAUGUCAUAUGGCAAGCAUGCUGAACACAACUCAGUUUAAAUAAGUAUAAAGAGCUACAUGCACCAAAUAAAUAAAAUCUUAAAGUUGAA